Molecule: messenger RNA, 357 nt
Organism: Pestalotiopsis fici W106-1
Lineage: Eukaryota; Fungi; Ascomycota; Sordariomycetes; Amphisphaeriales; Sporocadaceae
Exons: 1
Coding region: 1-357 (118 amino acids)
Source: RefSeq, a predicted model, not a curated record
AUGAGCGUGGAGUCUAUGACCUACACUAUUAUUGAGCCUGGUGCGUAUUUCAUCUGUACCUGUCUACCAGGAAUGCGACCGCUUGUGCGCGGGCUCUACGAGUCAAAAUCCUCCAUGAUGGGAAGUCGAGGACUUGAAAGUGGUACGCACGACAAGACUCAAGGAUCAACGUCAAUACAGGGUUUGAUAAGCUCUUGGCCUACCCAAAGAGGGGGUUAUAGGACUUCCGUUUCGGCCGGGAGUAGGCAGUAUGACAACUAUGACGGCGAUAGAUCUGACUUCAUUCGCCUGGAGGAAACAGUCCAUGUACAAAGUACGCCGGCUGUCUCGGCCCCAUCGAUGAAGAUAGGGCAGUGA